UUGUGUACCACAUUUAGUUGACAUUUCGGAUUUUAAGGUUAUUUUUAUUUCGUCUAGUUGUAUUUUAUCAAAAAAAACGUGAUUUCGAGUUCUGAGCUGAAAACCAAUUAUAUAUGCGAUAAUUCAUAAAUACCAAUAAAAAUGGUAUCUGUUAAAAUUCCCCAACAUAAACCGGAAAAGGAACAAGUAAAAACUGGAAAGGCCAAAAAAGCUAAAACUUUGAAGAAAAAUAAAAAAAUAUUACAGAAACCACCACCAGCACCGACCAUUAAUAAAGUAAAAGAUAACUCUACCAAUAUUGUUAAAAGGAAGAAAAAAUCCCAUUUUAAAAUGCCAUCGAAAAUUAUAACAGAGGAUCUAGUUACUUCUUGUUUAGUUGCUUUAGAAAAGUUAACUAAUCAUUAUGACAAAAAGAAUGCAAUUUUCGGUGAUGAAACACAAAUAUUCAUAGAGAUACGCUGCAUUAAAAUCCCCAACACCAAGGGCAACAUAAGAAUUGUUCUACCACACUCUACUUUAUCAAAAACUGGUGAAGUGUGUCUGGUGACACCAGAUUUAAAGAAAGGAAAGAAGAUUGACCAUGAUCCUACAAUAGAACACUGGGAAGAUAUGUUAAGAGGAGCUGGAGUUACUACUGUUAAGACUGUGCUGCCUAUGCGACAGUUACGAGUAGAAUAUGAUCAGUAUGAACUGAAACGUAGAUUGCUCACUCAGCAUGAUUUUAUUAUGGUAGACAAUAGGGUAUUGAAUCAUGUAUCACACAUUUUAGGAAAAAUGUUUUUUGCAAAACAUAACAUGCUAAUACCUGUAAAAAUAAAUGAAAAAAAAGAUUUAAAGAAGAAUAUUCAUAAUGGUUUACGCACAGUUAUGUUGCGCAUUAGUGAGGGGCAGACAUCAACUGUUCUUGUGGGUCACACAGCUAUGUCACAGAGCAAUAUAAAAGAAAAUAUUUUGGCAUUAGUACAAAAAUUGAAAGAUAAAUUCCCUGGAGGAGAGGCAAAUAUAAGAUCCCUCUCAAUAAAAUUGCCACUAUCAUUGUCACUGCCAUUAUAUCUUACCUUACGACCAUCAAACUCAAUCUCAGCACCUAGAAUAAAACAAAAUAAGCCUAAGAGCUUUGUUAUUUAUGAAGAUGAACUUACAACCACACCAGGAAAUAUUGUUCAAGUAGCUCCAGAUGGAACAGUUAAUUUGAAAAAAAUAAAUAAGAGAAAAAGGGCAAAGAAUGACAGUGAUAUUGAAGAGAAUGAAGAUACUGAAAAUGAAGACAUAUUCUCUAGUGAUGAUGAUGAAUAAAACACAACACAUUAAGAAAAUUUGUUCCUUUAUUUUAACAUAAAUGAAAUAUUCUAUACAUUGUGUCUCUUGAUUGUUUAUUUUAAUAAUAAUUAUAAUCAUUGCAGAGUA
Messenger RNA from Pararge aegeria (speckled wood butterfly), 1407 nucleotides. RefSeq names its product ribosomal L1 domain-containing protein CG13096. The transcript is spliced from 5 exons. The coding region runs from base 142 to 1296 and encodes 384 amino acids. NCBI's taxonomy places the organism in Eukaryota, Metazoa, Arthropoda, Insecta, Lepidoptera, Nymphalidae. The record is from RefSeq and is a predicted model, not a curated record.